AUGGACACGCUGCCGGACUCAGGCUCGUGCAUGCGUCGCAUACGCAAUAUCGACUUCUGUAGUCAGGAACUCGAGACUCUGCUACCAAACCGUGUACACAAAAUCAGCGGGACCACCCUCGAUGCUUUUGCUGCGGUAGCUCAAGAAGUUGCCGACGCGUCUUCCAAGGGACGCAACUUUGCUUUCUUCUCGUCAUGGAUCCCGGCGAUCGUGAGCGGGCGCGAACGCGAUGGCGGGCAUGCCGGUUCCAUAGAGGAACACCUCCUCGCUGCUUGCAAAGAUCAAGACCGCGCGGAUGCACGCAGUAGACCGCGAUGGGCAAUUCCACUCUGCGGCGGGGACCCUGCACAUUGGGUCCUCGGCUGGGUGGACUACAGCUCCAAGGAAUGUGGCGUUGUCGACAGCAUUCCCGAGCUAGAAUCGGCCUCUGAAUGGGCGAAGCCACUUCUGCAUGCAAGUAUUGAUCGCCUACGCGAAUCGCUUGGGAUGCCAAACAUGGACUGGUCAACCAUGUCAAUGAGUGUGCGCUCUCCGGCGCCGCACGAGCAACAGAUGGACAGCUGGUCUUGCGGGCUUUUCGUGAUGAUUGCCAUGCAGACAUUUGCUGACAACUGGGAGCACCCACUUCUGGGGGAUAGCGCGAAGGAGGCAGUCCGGGCGGGCGCCUUACGCGCGCUGCUGAACGUUCCCCCGCGACCGUCUCGCAUACGACCGCCUCACGCAAAGAUACCUCAGGCUGAGGCUGAGGCGAUGGCGGUUGACGAGACGAAGUUGCCGGAAGUCGUAGCUAGGCCGAUUGGUUCAGCUGCCAGUGCUCAAGCAUUGCGGGGCAGCAACUCGGCAGGAUCCUUGUCAGACAACUCAGCGCGCGACGCGGGCAGCACGAGCGGCAAGAAGCGUGCACUGACCGAGGUGGUGUCCGACGAAGAGGAUGCUGCGCCGCCGGCAGCCAAGUUCCAGAAGGUAUCGACGGAGCCUGAGGCGCAAGGAUCACAUCGUCGGGCACGGAAGACGGCUGCCCAGAGACAACUCGUACUCACCAAGGACCCCUGGACCCGUGAAGUCGAGGCACAUCGAGUGCAAUGCACGGGGUGUCGCCAAUGGGUUGUCCUGAACAAGAAACGCCAGUUUGACGGGGCCAACUGGGAGAGCCAUAAGAAGCAUUGUAGUCACAUCACCGGGAUGAAGACCGUACGUCAUGCGGAGAUAGAGGGGGGUAAGGUUACCUGGAAUAAAAGGACGGUCGCGGCGACUCCAUCUAUAGCACGUAUCUUUCAGACCAUCCCAGGUCCUCAUUACCCGGCUGCGGGCGUGGAUCCAAAAGGCGAUACUCGGAAGCCUCGUGUGAAGACUCCAGAGCCUCAACCAGCGCCAUGCCAGCAUCUCCGUGACGGCGUGUACACGGAGUACGUCCUUCGGACACAGACACGCUCCCUUGGCGGUAUAUCUCCGAGUUGGCGAGGUCGUAUUGCACGGCAGCUGUUCAGGUACAAGCCAUUCCCUCCCCUGCGUAGUGAACAGGGCCCGGAAGCGGCCUCGGGAUCCACAGCUCCCCGUCCCAGUGUGCCAUCGGAUGGGAAUGCCGAAUGCGAGGAGAAAAAGUGGACACUGAGGGAGCAGCUGGACUUGGAUCAUGCUCUUGGAGGUUGGGCGCGUUGGACUGUGGACUACGGCCGGCAGCUUGUGAAGUCGACCCGAUGCGAAGGCACAACGAUGAACGAGAGCGGUGUCUGCGAUGCGUGCCAGACGCUGGGUGAGAAGGAUGCGGGUUUGAAAAGAUCUAUCACGCGGAAGAACAAGGAGUCGGAACUACCUGAAGAGGAGCAACGCCAUAUGAGUGUGCAGAGAGACAAGUACGCGCCCCUUACCGUAUUCAAGUCGACUGAGGCGCGCGACUUGCGGCUCAAGAUGGCAGAUCCCGUGAUCUUUCCGCUGGUGCAGCUGCUCGAACGCGGCGACGUUGCGGGUGCCUUACUCUCCCUCUACCAGCGAGCCAAGGAAGGUGGUCUGGCGAAAUACCAAUCCUUCAUCGAUAUCUGCGCCGUCUUGGAUGAACAACUAGCCCGUGCAGAGAGUGAUAGCCCCGGCGCCAAGAAGGGCAUCCGAUACACUCAAGACUACCUGAACUUCAUGACGAUGAUGCGUUCGUAUGGGCAGCAAUCGGGUCAGCAAUAUAGUAUAUUGACAUCUCAGAUUGGCGGGCCAUCCCCGCGUACCCUUCAGAAAGUCAUCAAGCGCUCUCCAGAUGUCCUCACCAAACCAGAUCUUGACUUUGAGAAUGUCGCGCGCGUCAAGCGCCUUAUGGACAUUCUGAAGUAUAACGGCCCCGUUGCCGUGGCGGGCGACUGCACCAAAGUACGCCAGCGCCUCACAUACUCGAACGAUCACGGCAGCCAUGUUCUCGGCUCUACACUGCCGUUUGAACAGUGCGCCGUUGCCGACACUGAAGAGAUCUCACGUCUGGUCAAGCGGAUUGGAGAGGAGAAGCAAUAUGCUUCUCAAGUGCGCGCCAUUCUGAUCAAGAUCCCUUUGCCCCAUAUCCCACCCAUGGUGAUAGCCCUCCGCCCAACGAAGGGAAACGACGAUGCAAUGGGCAUCCAUGCGCUGCACCUCCAGCUUCUCGAGAUGGCCCGCCAGCUAGGCAUCAAGGUUGUCUCGCUCUCCGCUGAUGGCGCAUCCUCCGAGCAGGGCGCACAAAGUCUGAUGGACCAUAGCCAAACAACACAUGCGCCUAUUGCGUACGAGUACAAGCACUACGGAAUCGAGCUCCGCGCACCUGUUCUAGCGACUGGGCCAUUGAUCUCAUGCCAGGACCCCCAGCACGCCCGCAAGACCAGCCGAAAUCAGCCUCAGCAUGGUACACAUACAGCCAGCCUCGGGCGUGGUGUAAUGGUCAAUCGUACCCUGGUAUCUUUGCAAGAGACCGGUACCUCAGGUCUGGUGCGUCGCGAUAUCGAGAACGUGGACAAGCAAGACGACGGCGCCGCGCGCCGCCUCUUCCACCCCACAGCGCUUCAGGCUAUGACGAAAACGGACGAGAAGGGCACGUUAUGCGUGCACGACGAGUUCCGGGGACUUUUUGUUUAUUUAUUCAUACUUGGAGAGCUUUUCGAUGCCUGGCUCAACCGUCGACUGGCUGCUCACGAGCGCGUGCUUGCUGCUCUGCGUGCUCGUCUCUUCCUCAACAUAUGGCAUCACCACAUCAAGUCCAUGGAGCGUCGCUUUCCCGAUCUAUACAAGCCCCAUCGCGCGUUCAUCUCUCCUGCAAGCUUCAACAUCUUCAAUCGACUCUGUGAUACCCUCAUCCUACUCAUCCUCGCGUACGACCGCUUCUACCCGGAUCAGCCAUUCUGCCCCUGGCUCCUCGGCACUGAGUUCGUCGAACACUUCUUCGGCCUCGCUCGAACCUUGCUCCCGAACUUCACCUAUGCGGAGCUCUUGAAGCUAGUCAAGCAUGUGAUGCUUCGGCAAACGAUCCUGCUCUCUGGGAAGGUCAGUGCAAAGAAGGAGCGCACUUCGCGCGUUGGAUAUGCACUCGACUACGACCCUAGUCCGCUGACACCUGAAGAGCUCAAGAACGCACGAGUCCGCAUGCCAAAGGCCGUGCUCGACAAGCUGGUCGAGCUCGCAUAUAAGGAGGCUGCCCAGAUUGCCAAACAACUCCUUCGCAUGCCGGUCCCCGUCCUUCCCCUCAAGCACAUCCCCCUCCGAGCCCCCAACCCCAGCUCCAGACGCCGCGCACCCAAAAACACUGUCCAGGAAGACGAGGAGGAUACAGCAGACGAAGAGGACUUAGCAGACGGCGACUCAGACUCCCUAGCAGACGACGCAGAACUUGGGGAAGAUUCGGAUGAAUCAGAUGACGAGGAUGGCUCGGGCGAGGACGCUGCAUCUGGUCCCAUUGCUUGUAUCGCCGUGACUGGUAGCACCGCCGCACCUCUCGCGCAGGCGGCCGACACGUCCUCGGGUCUCGGAGAUUCCGGUCUUGCUGCACUUGCUGAACAAACCGCAGAUGCUGCCGGAUACACUGCGCGCUAUGCAGCGCUCUCGGAGGACUUCGACGCGGCGAUACAGGAGGUAUCUGCAGCAUCGGAUCCGACCCUAUCAACGCUGUGUGAGGCGACUUCCCCUCUCCCCAUCGUGACUGCAGUGCCGAAGCCGUUCAUAGGACCACUCCCUCCUCCCAUUCCUCCCUCGCCCUCAACGCCCUCUGAGUUGAUGGAUGCGCUCUCUCCCAAGUUAGGGAGCCGGAUUCUCGACGACAACAACAAGGUUGUGGUGCAAUCCAUGCUAGACAUACGCGUCAAAAACCAGUCGAGCACGCGGACUCGAUCGGAGCGGGUCGUCAUGCUCGACCCAAAGUUCGCGCUCAGCCGCUUGAGCAAGCCCAAUGAGAAGAUGUCCAUGCGGGAGGGUUCGCAUCAUGUCCGCGUCUUGCAGGACCUAGCGUCGUCCGCUGUAAAGCCCGUCAAAACAGCGCGCGAACAGCGUUGGAAUGAGACUGCGCGGCAAGUGCAAUUGAUCCUUCGGGAAGAAGACCUUCCGAACCUUCAUAGCAAGAACGUUACGAGUAUCAAUCCGCUUCGCCCGGGAGCACUGUUGAUCAUGAAGAAUGAGGCUCGUACAUACCUUGGUGAAGUACUCGAUAUCUAUAAGAAAUCAAACCGCCGCCAUGGAUCCCUCGACAUGGCAUCAAGUACAUCUGGCCUUUCUUACCUGUCCCUUCGCGUGUAUCUUCAACAUCUGCCAGCGGAGUUGGCACUGCACUCCACGCCGAACGACGACGAAGACGCUGAACUGCCAUCGGACGAUGAAGAUGAAGACUUUGAAAAUUCGAUACCGCCGUUCUCGUGUCGCAGCGGAACCGUGGAUAUCCAUACCCAUGCGCCCGCCGAUCACCUACUCUACAACCUCGGGACACUAGCUAGCUCUGGUCCCCCCCAUCUACUAACACUCAAGCCGUUCGCGGUGGCUCGCUGGCGUGCAUUGACACAAAAGAAGGUGCAGGAGAAGCUGAUUAUCAGGAUUCCAGCGAAGGUGAAUAUGGCGGCGGCGGCGGCGGCGGCAGCAGCGACGAGUCCUAGUAUAUAA
This is a messenger RNA of Trametes versicolor FP-101664 SS1, 5091 nucleotides long. RefSeq lists its product as uncharacterized. Gene Ontology annotation, biological process: proteolysis. Lineage: Eukaryota; Fungi; Basidiomycota; Agaricomycetes; Polyporales; Polyporaceae. Gene Ontology annotation, molecular function: cysteine-type peptidase activity. The transcript has 11 exons. The coding region runs from base 1 to 5091 and encodes 1696 amino acids. The record is from RefSeq and is a predicted model, not a curated record.